AUGCAGAAUGCUUUAGUUGCUGAGGUUGCUUUGAAAACUCAGCACAUAAUCGACUUCGGUGGUGAUCUGAACUCCAUUGAUUGGAUAGCCUUAUUUGAGGAGGUGUUAGGUGCUCGAAGGGGACAUGUGAGAGGCAUCGGGCCUAAGCCUUCCAUAGCGGGUAGAAGUGCUCCCACCCAAUGUCAUUCACAGUCACAAACACCGCAACCAACACAGGAUGUGGAUGUUAAUGCUUUUCUCCAAAACCCGACGUUUGUGACUACACUUGGAGAUAUUAACCGCUCAUUUAGCAAGCAAGUUGACAAUGCGACCAACAACGACGAGCAAAACGAUGAUGGGGACAACGAUUAA
Lactuca saligna is the source of this 351-nucleotide messenger RNA. Lineage: Eukaryota; Viridiplantae; Streptophyta; Magnoliopsida; Asterales; Asteraceae. The record is from the annotation of a GenBank genome assembly.